Molecule: messenger RNA, 2876 nt
Organism: Osmerus eperlanus (European smelt)
Lineage: Eukaryota; Metazoa; Chordata; Actinopteri; Osmeriformes; Osmeridae
Gene: nectin1b
Product: nectin cell adhesion molecule 1b
Exons: 9
Coding region: 812-2383 (523 amino acids)
Biological process (GO): protein localization to cell junction; heterophilic cell-cell adhesion; homophilic cell-cell adhesion
Cellular component (GO): adherens junction
Source: RefSeq, a predicted model, not a curated record
UCAGCUUCUCUGGCAGUUCAGGUUGUGGCGGUUUUAAGGACAGUCUUCAUCGCAGGAUCAUAGGCUACAUUGUAGCCUAUUCCGUGAAAAGGGCUCAGAUAUUUUCUUUAUACUUAAAAAAGUCCUAUAGAAGCGAACUACUGUUUACCAUAGGCACGGAGCCGCAAUCUCAAUUUGUCUAAUUUUAAAGUAUCAGGACAGAUCAAUACAAUAGGCAACUGGAUUCCUGUUCUUUUAUCCUGCGGUUUAUGCGCCAUUUAGAAGAACGAACUGUUUCUGGAACUUGUCAUUGGAGCAUCUCCCGCCCCCUAGCCUGUACUCUAAAAUACCAGAAGGGGGUCCUCCACUUCCGAACUGCAGCACUGGAUGAAUACGGGAUUCAAGGUAGACUGAGGAAUAUGUAAUUUACAACCUGAACAGAACUUAUACGGCUUUUGAUCAUCUUCUGUUUGCCUUUAUUCAUCUGUUGUGCCCUUUGCAGAACUGAGCUCAUCUCGUUCGCUUGUGCUUAACGCGCUUUGGAUUCAUUUUGUAAGGGAGAUCUAAUCUUUCUUCGAUCUACUCGAUCACCGAUUUGAAUCACGAAGCACAAUUCAAAGCUACCAGAGCUGUUAUUGGAAUAGCCGUGGACUCUUAUUGAUGCUUUAAGUAGGCCUAUAUACUUUGAAAAGUACAGCAUCUUUUCAAGCUAACGGAGCAGUCCAGACGGACAGGAAUUUGCGCUGAAGUUUGCAUGCCUAGUCCAUAUCGUCUCGAGUGAACGUAGCCAUCCACUAAGGGUAUCAGAAAAGGUCCGUGUGGUUGAAGUGCCAUGGCGAUGUCUACAACUCUUUGGAUACUCCUACUGGCUUUUAACAUCCAAGAGGGCAAUGGGCAGAUGGUACAGAUGGACUCCAUUAAGUCAGGCUUCGUCGGCUCUCAGGUGGAGCUGCGCUGCAUCUUCGUCAACAGUAACCCGCCGGUGAAGAUCUCCCAGGUCACCUGGCAGAAAUUCCUCAACGGCACCAAGCAGAACGUGGCCAUUGCCAACCCUGCCCUGGGAGUGUCUGUCCUGCCGCCUUUCAAGGAGCGGGUCAGCUUUAAACAGGCCGCCGUGCGACACCGCACACCCUCUCUGGAGGACACCACCAUCGUGUUCAGCAGCCUGCGGCUGUCUGACGAGGCUGCAUACAUCUGCGAGUAUACUACCUUCCCUGCUGGCAACCGCGAGAACAUGGUCAACCUCACUGUGUUCGCUCGACCUGUGACACGUAUGACACUGACCACGCCUACCAUCGUGGCCCGAGCCCAGAAGCGAAAGAUGACAGUGGCCACCUGUCUGUCAGCCAAUGGCAAACCUCCGAGUGUGAUCAAGUGGGAGACGAGGUUGAAGGGAGAAGCCACCUUCCAGGAGACCCGGAACCCUAACGGCACCGUGACGGUGCGAAGCAACUAUGUGGUGGUGCCCAGCCGUGAGACCCACAAGCAGAAACUCACCUGCAUCGUCACUUACCGCAGCGAGAGGAUCACAGACAGCGUGGUGCUGAACGUGCAGUAUGAACCAGAGGUGAAGAUUGAGGGCUUUGACGGGAACUGGUACCUGAACCGCCAGGAUGUCCAGCUGACCUGCAACGCUGAUGCCAACCCACCCGUUACCGUGUACCAGUGGAAACUUUUGAAUGGCUCCUUGCCCAACACUGUUGAGAUCAAGAACAACUCCCUAUUUUUCAAAGGGCCUGUGACCUAUGACCUGGCUGGCACGUAUGUCUGUGACGCCACCAAUGGCAUUGGGACCCGUACUGGCAGCGUGGAAGUCAACAUCACAGAGAAGCCUAUGGCACGGGGUCCCCCAGGCGGCGUCAUUGGAAUCCUGGGAGGUGUAGUUGCCGCAGGACUCAUCAUUGGAGUGGCUGUUACAGUUUUCUUGGUCUACCGACGACAGCAGAAGACCAGGACCGAGACAGAUAAUGACCUGACCGACCUCCCGCCAGCCCACAAGCCGGCCCCUCCCCCACCCAAAAAGAAGAACAGUGACAUGAAGGGCCAUUUAACAUCUGAUGACAUCCAGGUGGUUCAUCUGGACAAGGAUGAGGAAAUGCAGAAGCUUCCUCUUCAGCCUCCUUAUUACGACAUGGCGCCCUCUGAGUCCACCCCCUUCACUGAUAAGCCGAACUGUGGGGGGCGCCACGAAGAACUAUCAAACCCGGCUGAAUAUGUGAGCUGUCAUCGCGUCUUCAACGAGGGACAUUGUCCAGAGUCGCAGGCCGCUCAGGCCUACCCUCCUGUUACUUUCUUACCCCAAAACCCUUACAAGCAGCAUCCAUCCAAUGACCCAAUGUACACCAACGUCCCACCUCACUCUCCUCGCCCCACCUUUACAUUCCCCAAGGAGCAGUCUGUGUGACGUCCUGAAAGAUCUCAGGCCUCAUGAUAGUGCCACAAUGCUUUCAAAAAUCUAAGCUAUGCUGAAAGGGUGCACACCAUCCCACCUUGCUUCCCUUUGUCCUGUUAGAUUCAUUACAGAGUGAGAAUCCCCUGCCACAAUGAAAGUAUCAGUAGUGUGUGGAUCUGAAACCAUGUGUAUAGUGCACUGCAUGCUCCACAGAGGCUGUCUGUAGGACCCCUCGUCUUGUGUUGUUAGAGUUCAAACCACCGCCAUCUCACUCCACUACCCCACGUGUAGCUCUGCCCUUCCUCCCUAAAAUGUGCCCUGUGAUCCGCCCUGUCUUGAUUGAUUCCUCUUCCUUUAGUAUGUUUUUUUUGCCGAGUGUCCGACCGUGGGCAGUAUGCACCAUUGUGUCUCUCAAGAUUUCUCCAUUCCAUUUUAUUUAUGUUUUCCUCAGUGGUCGUGACCUUUCAUUGAUUGUUGCACUUUUAUAUGUAAUGAUUUAUUUUGU